AUGUUUUAUUACAUGUUUUUUCCCCACGCUUUACUCUCGUACCUUUGUGCCGCAGAAGUAAACGAAUCGUUUCAUAUGGGUGACCUGAUGGAGGGCACUUACUGCUCGCGGAUAUUCAGCAACUGCGACAAGAAGAGGUGCGUGCUGCAGUCACCCAACUACCCUGGGCUGUAUCCACGCAACUUGACUUGCUACUACGCGAUCCGGCAACACACGAUACCGUACGGCCAACAGGCGCUAAUAUCCAUCACGCAGCCAUACAGCCGCCUGGUGUCCAUCAAAACGGACCGGCCGAAUCCCGAAGGAGCUGACCCAAAGCCCGUCGAACGGAAGGACUGGAGCAAGUGCGACAAUGUACCAGAUUUUGUGACCGUUUAUGAUGGAUACACAACUAGAGAUCCAAUUUUGUUGAGAUUCUGCGGAUCCGGUGAAACUGUGCCCGUGACUACUUCUAGUGGGCCUGAACUGUUAGUUCAGUUUUCUACUUCACCAUAUGGCACUCUGAUGUAUCCGUUCGGUCCACUUCAUGGAUUUCAACUUCAAGUACAAGUACACUUUGUGGAUAUCGAAUCUAUCAAGUACACCAAGAACAAACGGUGUGAAUUCUGGAUACGGAACACGGGCCGUGGUUGGUUGCAUGCGCCUUACCACUCUUUGCCCGAGAACACGACGUGCUGGUAUCAUCUGCAAGCCACCCCGGCCGGUGUCGCGGCUGCCGGAUAUCCGGUGGAUCGUGAAUCCGGCUCCGGUCCCAGGUACAAGGUAUGGGUAUCCGUACUCAAGUUCUACGUGACGGGCCCUCAGACCCGGGACUGCACGACCAACCUGAUGGUGUGGGACGGAAACUCUUCUUGCCAUCCAUUCUGUGAUUCGAGAAACGCAUCGUCGUCCGAGUACCAGCACAACAACAGCACGCUGUUGGCCAACUACUGUCCCGGACAAACGCCAAGGUCUUGCGAUCAUUUCCUGUUGACCCGGCAACAGCGUCCGUGCACGCUAUCCGAGAGUUUCCUGUCCACGUCCCGGUCGCUCACCGUCCAGUUGAACAUACAACACGCCACUGCUCUCAGACCGGUAUCGUUUAAAGCUCUGUACGAAUUCGUCGACCUGCACCAGGACGGAAGCUCGUGGCCCGAAACCGGAAGUAUGUGCUCCAGGAUUUUCAGAAGACCCACGCACUCGCCUUCUAGUACAAUAGCCAUCCGUUCACCGAAAAACGUAUUCUUUUACGGAAGAGGAGGCAAUAAAAAUUUAAGUUGCGUAUUCAGACUGGAAGGACAGCCCGGCGAUGUGGCUAAGGUGACAAUACUUACGAUCGGCUCAGGAGAUCGGAGUUGUUAUAGCCGUUUGAACAAAGACCGAGGUACUUUACAGUGCGUGGGUGACAUAGGAUCGUCUCUGAGUGUUUUGGACGAGGUAAACGGCCCGAAGACCAUGCUGGUGCCCAGGCACUGUUUGUGUUCGACCAACGCGUCCUUGUUGCCAUACACGUUCGUCACGUUGGGCUCGAAAGCUUCGAUGGUGUGGGACGUGUUCAAUAUGAACUCCACCGAAGACUUCCGACUUCACUACUUCGAGGCCACAGUGCAGUUCGUCAGGAGAGAGGUGGUGCUGAAACGAUGCGAGGUGAAGAGCAACUUGCUGACCGGGCCUGGCGGUCAUUUUACGUUCCACUCUCAUCACAACACCACGUGCGAAUCCCACUUCGUCAUACUCACCCAGCAAAAGUACACCAACAGUUAUCUGUACGCCAAGUUGCCCGGAUUGGCGAUGCCGGACUCGUCGCACGCGGUGCCCAACAACACCCAACACGUGCACUGCCCGACCAACAAUCGGUUCAUAGUACACGCCGGUGACACGGUCCACACGGUCGUCUGUCCAGACCCGUACUACACCGUAGAGGUGUUUUCGGAUGGAUGGCACACCAGAGACGUCAUGUCGAAUUCUUCUCGAGACAUCGUCAUCGAGUUCAUUCCAAUCGACCCGGGCUCGUAUACGGUGUCUUGGAUACAACUCUCGUCCAGGAUCCGAGCAGACGGGCCGUACUGCCACAGCCAGUGCCCUGAGCUGGACGCGUGCAUCAACGAGUCGUUGUGGUGCGAUGGCGUGGAACACUGUCCUUCCGGUUACGACGAGUCGUUCGGGUACUGUAUGCACCUGCUCUAUACGCACCUAGUGUACAGCAUCGCCCUGACCGUGGCCAUCAUCAUCGUGGCCGUGUCGUCGGGACUCACCAUCCUGUGGUUCCGGCGGUUCCGCUCGGCGUCGUCCGCGGUGGCCGGAUGCCGAAGCCCGUCCUCCAAGUCCGCGGAGACGGAGGCAGUCGUGUCGGCGCGCGACGUGGUUUACUGA
This is a messenger RNA of Macrosiphum euphorbiae (potato aphid), 2352 nucleotides long. The record is from the annotation of a GenBank genome assembly. Lineage: Eukaryota; Metazoa; Arthropoda; Insecta; Hemiptera; Aphididae.